AUGAUAAAAUCGAACUUGAAACCACCGUUGGAAAUUUCGGCUAAAGAUAAAUAUGCAAGUGUUCAGACUAUAGCUUACCAAUCAAAGGACGUCAAUGCCGUAUUUUGUCCUGUCAUGGCCGUUUUGAGGGACAGGCUUCUCGCGAUAUUAAAACCUAAGAUAAUGAUAAUGACUGGUAUGUCCAACGCUGAUUUUGAGAUCGAGGUUAACAAAAGGUUUGAUGCGCGUAUUUUGAAGGAUUCAAGACAGAUUGAAUGUGAUAUGUCAAAGUAUGAUAAGGCUCAAGAACAAGCCGUUUUCGAGGCGGAAAUUGAAUUGUAUAGGUUAUUGGGAAUGGAUGAUUGGCUUUUGGACAUAUGGCGCGAGGCUCAUGUUUCGUCUAGAAUCAGGGAUAGGCAGAACGGAGUUAGUAUUUCUGUGAAUUACCAGCGUAGAUCGGGCGAUGCUAGUACUUUCUUCGGAAAUACCUUGGUUUUGCUAAUGACUAUGGCCGCGUGUUAUGAUUUUGAUGAUGUUUAUGCGGGAUUUUUCGCAGGUGAUGAUAGUGUCAUGUACUUUAGCGGUCUUCGUAACUAUGAUCUUUACGAUCCGUCCUCUAGAAUGGCGGAUCUUUUUAAUUUGGAGUGUAAACUUUUGGAUAGGUACACCAUACCUUACUUUUGUUCUAAAUUUAUAAUCUCAACUGAUACGCACACUUACUUUGUACCGGACCUGCUGAAAGUUAUAACUAAACUUGGGAGACGUGAUAUGAGUAAUUACGAACACGUCGAGGAAUAUAGAGUCUCGUGCGCUGACACACUUUCCUUGAUGUUGAAUGAGAUUAUCGUCGAUGGUCUCGAGCAGGGCAUCACCGAACGAUACAAAGGAAAAAUAACGGACGCCCAUCAGCGAUAA
Messenger RNA from Neodiprion virginianus, 894 nucleotides. RefSeq lists its product as uncharacterized. Lineage: Eukaryota; Metazoa; Arthropoda; Insecta; Hymenoptera; Diprionidae. The transcript has 2 exons. The record is from RefSeq and is a predicted model, not a curated record. Gene Ontology annotation, biological process: DNA-templated transcription; viral RNA genome replication. Gene Ontology annotation, molecular function: RNA binding; RNA-directed RNA polymerase activity. The coding region runs from base 1 to 894 and encodes 297 amino acids.